AGUCGACGGCGCCCCGCGUUGUGGGCUGGGCGCUUCGCGGGGUGACACCGAGGCUCGGGGAGGGCGAGUGUCCUGCCAGAGUCACACAGCUGGGCAGUGGUGGUGGCGGCGGGAUUUGAGCCGGACUCGUCGUUGAGGGCGAGCGGUGUUCGAAGCAGCGUCCUCUUUCUCCCCUGAGCACCUGGGGUUGCCACCCACAGACCAUGUUUCUGACGCGCCUUACUUCUCAGCUGGUCAAGAUUGUCCCCUGGGCAGGCUGCAGUCGGCCCUGGCCUGUCUCAGGGGUGCUGAACAAUCAUGCCCACAGGUCCCGAUACAGCGUGCAGCCAACAGGCCCAAGAAGGGCUGCCUCCCUCCCGGGGAAGGGAGCCCAGCUAGAGCUUGAGGGGAUGCUAGUGCCCAGGAAGUUGUCCGUUAGCCCCCUGGAGAGCUGGCUCACUGCCCGGUACCUUCUGCCCAAACUGGAUGCCGGGUCCUCUGGGACUGUGGCUUCAGCCCAAUUUUACCAGUGUCCCCCUAGCCAGGUGGGGGAAGGGCCCAAACAGGAGGGUGAGGGGGUCUGGGAUGCACCUCACAUGCAGUGCAAAAACGUGCUGAAGAUCCGCCGGCGGAAGAUGAACCACCACAAGUACCGCAAGUUGGUCAAGAGGACACGGUUCCUGCGGCGGAAGAUCCGGGCAGGACGCCUGAAACGGAAGCAGAUCAAGUUCGAGAGAGACCUGAGGCGCAUCUGGCUGAAGGCAGGUCUGAAGGAACCUCCUGCAGGCUGGCAGACCCCCAAGAUCUACCUGAAGGAUAAAUGAGUCUGUGUCCCUCUCCCCUUCCCCUCUUGCUGCUAGUGACCCAUCGUAAUAAAUGUUCAGAGGACUCAGC
This is a messenger RNA of Propithecus coquereli (Coquerel's sifaka), 873 nucleotides long. RefSeq names its product aurora kinase A interacting protein 1 (gene AURKAIP1). The coding region runs from base 204 to 803 and encodes 199 amino acids. NCBI's taxonomy places the organism in Eukaryota, Metazoa, Chordata, Mammalia, Primates, Indriidae. The record is from RefSeq and is a predicted model, not a curated record. The transcript is spliced from 4 exons. Gene Ontology annotation, cellular component: mitochondrion. Gene Ontology annotation, biological process: mRNA processing.